Messenger RNA from Notolabrus celidotus (New Zealand spotty), 908 nucleotides. It is a transcript of the gene mrpl32, whose product is annotated as mitochondrial ribosomal protein L32. The record is from RefSeq and is a predicted model, not a curated record. The transcript has 3 exons. The coding region runs from base 116 to 661 and encodes 181 amino acids. Gene Ontology annotation, molecular function: structural constituent of ribosome. Lineage: Eukaryota; Metazoa; Chordata; Actinopteri; Labriformes; Labridae. Gene Ontology annotation, cellular component: mitochondrial large ribosomal subunit. Gene Ontology annotation, biological process: translation.
AAGAAGAAGAAUUUCCGUCGCAGUUUGAUGACGCGCCAUUGCUGUGUGACCUAGCUGUGGGAGGCUGAGAAGUGUUUGGCAUGGUAGAAGGAAAAGAAACGUGCUGACAACAAUCAUGAUGAAUUUAGCCGCUUUAGUACAGAACCUCAGAGUGUCUUUGCUACAUAUUGAAAGCAGACUGCUGCAGGCGGCGGGAUUAGAGAGACAGCUGGCCCCAGCGUUAGCAGUGAAUGGCUCCAGCCUCCUUCCUCAGCCAGAAAGGGAAGAUGAGCUGGAGGAACGGCAGAGCCCAGAGCAGCCUCCUGGUCUCUUUGACGGCAUCCUGUGGAUGGCAGCACCCAAGAAGAGACGCACGAUAGAGAUCAACCGCACCAGAAGGAGAGAUGAGAGAAAACUCAUACAGGUCAAGAACAACAUUGAGCCGUGUCCAGAGUGUGGCCACCUGAAGCAGAAACAUAUCAUGUGCGGCUUCUGCUACGCUAAGGUGUGCAGGGAGACCGCUGUGAUUCGCCAGCAGAUAAAUGCGAUGGAAGGCGGCCCGCUGAGAGCCCCGACUGUGGAGACCGUUGUCCUGUAUGAGGGUGAGAUGCCGGGCCAGCCGGACAAAGACAAAAGGAUCGUGGAGAGGGCCAGGAAGAGACCUGCAUGGUUCAGCAACUGAUGCUGACACGUCGGGGCUGCGUGUGGAACUUCAUUUUGUCACCUUUCUUUGUGAAUAUAGUUUUCUAUAUCAUCAUUAAGAUAUGUAGUUCAUACAACCAAAAGUCAUUGAAGUUGUAGAAAUCAGACCUUUUUUUGCCCUUUUUUUUAACUGUUUGUCAGUGAAGAAGUUAAGUCUGUCACAUUAAUGACUGAGAGAAAUGUACCUUGUAUUUAAAUGUGAAAUAAAAUCCUUAAUUGACAUAAAA